This is a messenger RNA of Acaromyces ingoldii, 1450 nucleotides long. Its product is annotated as sure-like protein. Gene Ontology annotation, molecular function: hydrolase activity. Gene Ontology annotation, cellular component: P-body. The transcript is spliced from 2 exons. NCBI's taxonomy places the organism in Eukaryota, Fungi, Basidiomycota, Exobasidiomycetes, Exobasidiales, Cryptobasidiaceae. The record is from RefSeq and is a predicted model, not a curated record. Bases 98 to 1372 code for a protein of 424 amino acids.
CUUCGUGGGCGACUGACUGGACGGGCCAUUCCUUUUCUCUCCGCGGCCCGCAUUCUUUAGCAAAGCCCUCGCCAAUCUCACGACGGCCACACGCGCAAUGGCACGCCGACCGCCGCGCGUGCUGCUCGUCAACGACGACGGCCCGCCCGCGCCGAGCUCGCCGCACAUCCUCGGCCUCUACACGCACCUGCGCGCGCGCCUCGGCUGGGACGUGAGCGUGGUGCUGCCCUCGUCGCAAAAGUCGUGGGGCAGCAUGGCCUUUGCGAUUGCCCACCCUGUCUCGCUGUGGUACUACUACCCGCUUGCGAACAACGACCGCGGCGCCGAUGCGCGCACGGCCGGCUCCUGGAGCGCCACGCGCCGGCCCGUGCGGCCGGACGAGGGCGAGGUCGCCGAGUGGGUCCUCCUCGAUGGCUCCCCCACUACAUGCGCCAACAUUGGCCUCUGGUCCUACGCCUCCCUCUAUCACGGCGGCGGCGGCGAGGAAGGUCCCUCUACUUCCUCCUCCUCCUCCUCUGCUCCGUCGGCGCCCGCGUUUGACCUCGUCAUCUCGGGCCCCAAUUUUGGCCGGAACACGGGCACGGCGUUUGCGCUCGGCUCCGGCACCGUCGGCGCGGCCAUGGCGGCGGCGCUCUCGGGCGUGCGCGCCAUCAGCCUCUCGUAUGGCCACUUUGCGCAGCCGACGGAGCAGAUGAAGGCCGCGGCUGCGCGCGAGGAAAAGGCCGGCGUCGGCGUCGGCGUCGGCGUCGGUGUUGGGCCUGCAGCUGGAGAUAAGAAGGAAGAGGCGCAACAGGAGCAGGAGAAGAAGCAGGAGCAGGGAGGAGCAGGAGAAGCGACGAAACGGAGACGCAAGGCGAGCUACACGGCGCCGUCUGCGCCGCGCGAGGUGGUGCAGCUGGCGCACGACCUCAGCGUCCGCAUCAUCGAGCGCCUCUGGCGCGAGUGGGACGACAACGUGGGCGUGUAUGCCGUCAAUGUGCCGCUGUGCUGGAUGCUGCGCGACGAGAAAGUGUAUUGGACGACGAUGUGGAAGAGCAAGUACGGCCAGCUGUUCCAGCCGACUGCCGGCGCACCAGCAGCAGCAGCAGUAGCAGCAGCGACGACGAGCGCCACGAGCGACAUCACUGCGACACCCGCGAGUCACCAGCCCGUGCCGGCGUCGGCGCCGACACCCGCGGUGCAGUUCCGGUUCAGCCCCAACAUGGCCUCAAUGCUGGCUCCAAAGGACCUCACCGUCGGCACCGACACCUGGGCGAUCCUCAAUGGCUACGUGUCCAUCACGCGCCUGCGGCCCAACUUCUCGGAGCUGGAUCCAUCGACGGCGCCAGGGCAGGGCGAGGCACAGGGCGAGGGCAAGCAGUUCCGUCUGUAGAGUACAAUAUAUUUUGCAUGGCACAAGUCUGCCUGUUGCUGCCAGUGACACAGUAGGAGUGUUCGUGUUCUAUGCGUU